Dictyostelium purpureum is the source of this 2483-nucleotide messenger RNA. RefSeq lists its product as uncharacterized. Lineage: Eukaryota; Evosea; Eumycetozoa; Dictyosteliales; Dictyosteliaceae. The transcript is spliced from 3 exons. Bases 373 to 2409 code for a protein of 678 amino acids. The record is from RefSeq and is a predicted model, not a curated record.
CAUAUGUUAUUUUUUUUUUAAAAAAAUAUAACAAAUCAAGAAAUUUUUCUUAACAAAUAAUAACAUUAAACAAAACAACAAGUAUUUUUUUUAUUUUUAUUUUUAUUUUUUUGUUUUUUCUUUUCGUAAGGGUAUAUUAUGAUACUUGGUAGUGAUAGUAUAGAUAUAUUAAUAAGUAAUAAUAGUUGUAUAGCUAAUAGUAAUAAUCAUAAUAAUAGUUAUCGUGGUUACUUUUAUUUCACAUACAAAUAGACAAAUCGGAAAAAUUCACCCAAAAAUUUUUUUAAUUUUUUUUUUUUUUAAAAACUUUGCAUAAAAAUUUAAUUUUAAAUAGUAAACAGUAUUUUUUCAAUCAAUAAAAUAAUAAAAAACAUGAUUAAUAAUAGAAAUAAUAAAAUGCAAAACAAUAAUAAUAACAGUAAUAGUAUUAAUAACAAUAAUAAUAGUAGUGGUAAUAAUUGUGGUAAUAAAACUAGUUGCAGUGAAAUUGCAGAUGAUUUACCGCCUUCUAGUAAUAACUAUUAUAAUCAACAGCAACAACAACACCAUUUCCAACCACUUUUGCAACAAAACAAUAAUAUAAAUAAAAAAUCCCUUGGAGGUGACUUUGAAGCUCUUAAUUAUUUAAAAAAGAGACUAUUAGAGGAGACAUUUGAUUUACCACAUUCAUCAUACUCGUCUCAUUCUCCACAUUCUCCACAUUCACCACAUUCACCACAUUCAUCGUAUUCAUCGCAUUCAUCGCAUUCAUCACCAAACUCAACAUCUCCAUUAUCGCUAUCCUCUUCUUCUUUACCACAUUCAUUUAAUGUAAAUAGUUGCAAUAUUAUUAACAAUGGUAAUAAUAAUAAUAAUAAUAAUAAUAAUAGUAUGAAUAGUAAUACAACACCAAGUAAUAGAUUGUCACCAAAAUUACCAGCUGAUUCUCAAUCAGAGAAAAAGAAUUCCGAACAACAUGCAAAACCAAAAUUAUUUAGUCAUGGCUCAAUUGAAUCUUUACCAUGCAUUUCACAACCACAUUACCCACAUCCAUUAGUCCCACCACAAAAUUUAAAUAUUAAUAAUAACAAUGGCAAUAACCAUAACAAUAAUAAUAAUAAUAAUAAUAAUAUUCAAAUUAAACCACAAGUAUCAUCGAUUUCGACAAGUACAUCAUUUCAAGAUUUACAACAACUUAUUAAAAAAGCACAAUCAAAUGAAGCUUCUCACCCACUAAAUGAAAAUCCAUCGUGCCCAAAGUGUAAUGUUCCUGCAACAAGAAGACACGACAAAAGAAGAUGGUGGUGCAAACCAUGCACAAAGUCAUUCACCCCAUUUAGAAAAGAGAAAAGAUUAUCAAAUGAUGAGCUUAUAAGUAAUGUUGCACCACAAUGUGGCAGAUGCUUGAACCAAGCUACAAGAAAGCAUGACAAAAGAAGAUGGUGGUGCAAGUUUUGUAAAAAACCAUUCACUCCAACUCAUUUCAAUUUAACUGAGCCGCAAAAUAUGAUUUAUGUAAUGGGUGCACCUAAAUUUGGAGUUCAAGCAAAUCAAACAACCGUUGUAAACUCCAAUCAUCAUGACACUAUAAAAUCAUUAUUAAAUCCAGAUAAUGCCGAUAUCCCAGCCCCAAAGAAGCAAAAGCACAGUGAUGAUGAACACGACGAACAUGCAGAUGAUGAACAUGACGAUUAUGACCAUGAUGACGAACUAGAAAUCGAUGAACAUGACUUGGAUAUUGAUGAUGAAAUUCAAACUUUAAAUAAUUUAAAUAAAUUCAAUAACAUACAAGAAUUAAAAUCAAAUAUCAAGCAACAAAAUAAUCAACAUUCACAAAAUAAUAAUAAUAAUAAUAAUAACAAUAGUAAAAAUAAUCAUCCACAUAAUUUACAUUACCAUCAUGAAAAUACAAAACUUACAAAUUGCUAUGAUAUCAUUGAUAGUGAUUUCAUGAAGGAAGGUUAUUUAAAUAGUAGUCAUGGUUCACAUAAGAGUACUCCAAGUCUUUCUCCAUUAAAUUCUUCUCCAUCCCAUCCAUCUAGUUCCACAACAAAUAAACAACAUUACUUGCCACAAACCAAAACAACAACAAAUAAUAACGAAAAAGAUAAAAUAGAAAGAGACAUUGUUGGUGUUAGUUCAAUAACUGAAAGUAUUAAUAUUAAUUUUGAUCAGUUACACAGAUUAAGCAAACAAAAUCAACAUAACAAUAAUAUUAAUAAUAGCAGUAAUAGUAAUUUUAAAAGAUCAAAAACUCCAAGCGAAUUAAUUCUAGAUAACUCAAUCGAAACUAUUCUUCAAUUAAAUGGUCAAGAAAAAACCCCUGGUAUUAUUUUAGAUUGGUUUGAACAUAGCCACCCAGAAAUUUUUGAAAAAAUGAUUUCAAUUAUAAACAGUAAUAAUAAAUUUAAAUUAACUGCCAGCAAAUAAAAACAAUAAUAAAAAUUUAAAAAAAAAAAAAAAAGAAAAAUUUAUUUUUCUUAUGUAAUUUACAUAUUCCACAU